Prorocentrum cordatum is the source of this 1965-nucleotide messenger RNA. Lineage: Eukaryota; Dinophyceae; Prorocentrales; Prorocentraceae. The record is from the annotation of a GenBank genome assembly.
AGCCAUUUUGGCUCGAGCGCCCAGGGCAGCGAGGCCGGCCCGUGCUGCAGCCAUGGCCGUGCUCCCGGCCGCCCUCCUCGCCACCCUCGCGGCGGGGACGGCCGCCUUCGCCCCUGCCGGCAGCCUCCGCGGCCAGCCGCAGCGGCGGCCGGCCACUGGGCAGGAGCAGCAGCAGGCCUCCGCGGGCGCCGCCGCGCCGCUCGCCGCCGUCGGCGUCGCCGCCGUGCUUGCCGCGGGCGCGCGCUGCCGCGGGGCCGCCAGGAGGGCCGGGGCGGCGGCGCGGGGGGCCGCCGUCACGACGACGGACCGGUGCCGAGGAGACCCGAAGGCCGAGGGCGCGGAGGGCUCGCUGUGGAAGGCAGCGCCCACGCGCGUGAGCGACGGCGUCGGAGCGGAGGGCGGCUCAUCAUGGGCGUCGUACUCCUCUGGGCAGGUCGGCGUCUGCUUCCCCAUCACCGACAAGUGGGACCCCCUCAACCUCAGCAGCACCGACAUGAAGAUGGAGCGCUAUACCCAGGUGGAGAUCAAGCACGGCCGCGUCGCCAUGAUCGCGUGCAUCGGGUACGUCAUGCCAGAGAUCUUCCGCUUCCCCGGCUGCGAGGACUUCGAGCACGGCCUGGCCGCCCUGACCAGUAUCCCGUUCGAGGGCUGGCUGCAGCUCGUGGCCCUGAUCGGCGCGCACGAGCUGCUCCUGAGGCCGGGCACGCGCGCGGGUGCGGUCAACGGCGCGGACUACGGCUUCGGCACGGAGGUUUUCGACGGGAACCCCGAGUUUGAGAAGGCGCGUCGCCAAACGGCGGAGCGCAACAAUGGCCGCCUGGCGAUGAUCGCCAUCAUGGGCCUCAUGAUCCAGGACUACACCUUCGGGGUGACCCCGCUCCAGCUGAUCAACAAGGGCGGUUUCUACGGCCCCCCGGUCGACUUCAUCAUCAAGGACAUCGGCAUGUGCAGCGGCUACACCUACUGUGCCACCAAGGAGCGUACGGCGCGCACCAUCAUGCGAUCCGGCUACUCCGAGUGCUACAAGCCGUUCCAGAACGGCCGCUACCCGCCAGCGCCCGGUCAGGAGUGGGACGACGAUUGGGGCUUCCCGGACCCCGACAAGGAGCUCGAGAUGUCCCCCUCCAUGCCGUUCCUCACCAUGCCCAAGCAUCUCAAGGGCUGGGUCGGCGGCGAGAAAGGCUUCGACCCGCUGGGCGUCACGGAUGCUCUUCCAGUGUACUGGGUACGCGAGGCUGAGCUGAAGCACGGCCGCGUCUGCAUGCUGGCCACCCUCGGUUGGAUGGCCACCGACCUGGGUGCUCGCUUUCCGGGCGACAUGUACCAGGUGUCGACCAUCGAGGCGCACAACAAGUUGGUCGAUGAGGGCCAGAUGCAGCCCUUUCUGGGGGCCAUCUUUAUCGCGGAGCUCUACAGCCUCUACCUGAUCGUGGAGGGCUGGGGAGGUGAGAUCGACCGCUCCGCCGGCGACUACUUUCUCGGUAAGAACUUCCUGCCCAAGGACGUGGAAGGCGAGAAGAACAUGAAGCUGAAGGAGCUGGAGAACGGCCGUCUGGCCAUGCUGGCCUUCGGAGGCAUCGCAACCGUCUCGGUGCUGACCGGCAAGACUUGGCCUUUCUUCGAUUAGGUCGCGUCGGAGACACGUGCUCGGAGCCUCGGAGCCCAGGGAUGCACUUGAGGGCGCAUGGCGCGACUGAUGGUGCUGGGCGGGCGCGCGCGCGCGCGCCAGGCGUGCCUGGCGCCACCUUCGCUCUUCCUCUUCAUCCUGGCCUACGAUAGGCACAGACAUCGGCCUCCCAGCAGGUGCCCUACGGUAGUGUCUCUUCCCCCGGUUGGCCCCAGGGACCUACGGAAGCUCUGGGGCACCGUCGGACGCUUCAAAGAUCGACGAAGAAUGUGCCCCGAGACUUCUUGUAGUAACAUUUCAUGUCGCAUGAUUUUGCUGCAGAUGACGCUGCGCUCCCA